AUGAACCGACGGCUUCCAACAUCCCCUCUACCGGUCAGCAAUCCGACCCAUAUCUUCCUUCGGAACGUACCACAAUGUACGACCCCAGGCGACAUUCGGAGAGCUCUCAUGCGAGCAGAGAUUAAAGGCGUAGCUGACGUCUCCAGGCUUUAUAAACACUUUCGACCUCAAAAAAAGGUUCUCAUUACGAUGUCCCUGCCGGAUUACACUCCCGAUGCUCUCAGAGCAGCUAAAGAUGUACACAUCUUAGGCUUUCCACUAGAUGUGGAUGUCGUUCACAACAGGGAUGUCGUUCUUACGUCGGACCCCAAACACGGCGAUGGUCCUUCAGCUGGUGUUGUUCCUGGCCGGACAGUGACGCUGGCAGGUCUUCCUGGCAGGAGCACAUAUGCACACGUUCGGCAGCUUCUGAAGGGAUUCGAGUUCGAAAAAAUAAUCGCUGUGCCUCUAGAACACAAGAAGUUUUCUCUGUAUUCCCGCUUUGCGAUAGAAAUGGCUUCAGAGUCUGAGGCCCAGAGGCUACGAAAGUAA
Molecule: messenger RNA, 531 nt
Organism: Cyclocybe aegerita
Lineage: Eukaryota; Fungi; Basidiomycota; Agaricomycetes; Agaricales; Hemipholiotaceae
Source: the annotation of a GenBank genome assembly